This is a messenger RNA of Ictalurus punctatus (channel catfish), 5468 nucleotides long. Its product is annotated as growth factor receptor-bound protein 10. The record is from RefSeq and is a predicted model, not a curated record. The transcript has 18 exons. Bases 285 to 2090 code for a protein of 601 amino acids. Gene Ontology annotation, molecular function: insulin receptor binding. Gene Ontology annotation, biological process: insulin receptor signaling pathway; negative regulation of Wnt signaling pathway; negative regulation of insulin receptor signaling pathway. Lineage: Eukaryota; Metazoa; Chordata; Actinopteri; Siluriformes; Ictaluridae.
UUUUUUUUUUUUUUUUUCUCUCCUCCCUUCAAACAGCUGCAUGUUAACCGUGUUUUCUUCACGCGCGCGGUGACAGUGGCACGCUAACUCCGGGAUUCACCGCACUGCGCUUCAUUUAAAGAGCUGUCUAAGCAUUCACUUCACACACUUGUCAUGCAAAAGCACAAUGAGGUCACAGCGAUCCCAAACACAAGGCACUGAAGCAAUAUAACAGCACUUAUUGGCUGCCUCAAGGGCUAAAGGUGAGUGUGUGGCACCAGUUGGCUGUGGAACCUUGAAAGAGCAUGGCGGUCGCUGAAUGCCCAGACUACUUUGUGCUCCACCCGAAAUACCAGGACAAUGCCGACCACACAUCCUCUCGUGGAUCAGCCAGUCUUAUUCACUUCCGGCAGCAGUCUAAGCCGAGCUCUUCUAAUCACCCAGAUGAUGAUGUCGAUCUAGAGGCUUUGGUGAAUGACAUGACUUCCCUGUCGCCCUAUGAGGGCCUUUACUCUUUUAAGACCCAGCAGUCUGACACCAUCCCUCUUCUGCACAAUGGCCAAGGCACUGGUGCCAAGAUUAACAGGAUUGCUCUGCCUCCAUAUGUGUCAAAUAGCCAAGCAAGGGCUACUCACUCAGCUGCACAGAAAGCCUGUCGCUCCCAGCCUGUCCACAUACUGGCUGUUAGGAGGCUACAGCAAGAGGAGCAGCACGUUCGCCCUGCAUCUCUGCCAGCAAUCCCCAACCCUUUCCCUGAGCUAUGCAGCCCUGCAGGUUCCCCAAUACUCAGCUCUGGUUCAAUGCCACAGCCAUCAGAUGUGCACAUCAUCAAGGUCUUCAGUGAAGAUGGCGUUGGGAAGGUGGUGGAAGUUCCUGCUCAUGUGACAGCCAGAGAUGUGUGUCAGCUCCUGGUUUAUAAGAGUCACUGCCUGGAUGACAACUGCUGGACUUUAGUAGAGCAUCAUCCGUUGCUUGGACUAGAGAGGUGUUUGGAGGACCAUGAGAUGGUGGUUCAGGUGCAGGCCUGCAUGUCUCCAGAGAGCAAGUUCCUCUUCAGGAAGAACUAUGCCAAGUACGAGUUCUUCAGAAACCCACUGAAUUUCUUCCCAGAACAAAUGGUGGCAUGGUGUCAAGAGUCCAAUGGCACAAUCCCACCAUCUCAGCUUCUGCAGAAUUUCUUGAAUUCCAGCCGCUGCCCUGAGAUCCAGGGCUUUCUUUACAUGAAGGAGACAGGCCGCAAGUCCUGGAAGAAGCUUUACAUGUUCCUGCGCCGCUCUGGCCUCUACUACUCCACUAAAGGAAUAUCCAAGGAGCCCAGGCAUCUGCAGUUGCUUUCAGAUCUGGAAGAGAACAGUGUGUUCACCAUGACGACAGGCAAGAAAGUGCACAACGCUCCCACAGACUACCAGUUCUGCAUUAAGCCUACUAAGGGCACAACAGAGUUGAAGGAUCUGAAGAUGUUAUGUGCUGAGGAUGAGCAAAGUAGAACAUGCUGGAUGACUGGCUUCAGAGUGUUUAAGUAUGGAAUUCUGCUCUACCAGAACUACAAGAUCCCUCACCAAAGACAGUCAUCAGUCUCGAACUUCACAACACCAGUGAGGAGCGUGUCAGAGAAUUCUCUAGUUGCCAUGGAUUUCUCGGGGAGGACAGGCCGUGUGAUUGACAACCCUGUCGAAGCAAUGAGUGCAGCGAUGGAGGAGGGACACACUUGGAGAAAAAGGAGUCAGCGAAUGAAUGUAUCGGGCCACCCUAGUUCUCCGCAUCCAUCCUCUUUAAAUUCAGUGAUCCACCGAACACAACUGUGGUUCCACGGCCGCAUCAUGAGAGAGGAAUCCCACCGUAUGAUGAUGCAGCAGGGUCAGGUGGAUGGAUUGUUUCUUUUGCGGGAUAGUCAGAGCAACCCAAAGGCAUUUGUUCUCACUCUUUGUCAUCACCAGAAAGUCAGACACUUCCAGAUAUUGCCUUAUGAAGAGGACGGUCAGAUCUUCUUCAGCCUUGAUGAUGGUUCCACCAAGUUCACAGACCUGAUCCACCUUGUAGAAUUCUACCAACUUAACAGAGGAGUCCUACCAUGCAAACUCAAACACCCCUGCACCAUGGUGGCCUUAUGACCCCCCACCUUAUACUUUCGAUCAAACUGUCAUUACGUCCUUCUCACCCAUGGCUGAGAACAAAGCAAAAGACCAACCCAGUUUCUCAGUGUCCCUCUUCCAUGAUAAGAACUUUUUCUGAUGCUUUUAUAUCUUGCCUCUGGGAUCGUCGGAGAACUGACGGUUCACUUUGUCCAGUUAAUAUAACACUGCCAAUUUAUUUCUCAUUUUCCAAGCCAGUGUCGUUCACCUCAAGAUUUCAUCAAAUACAAGGCCUCGAUGUCAUCAUGCAGAAGAUGCUCUCACAAUGGCGAAAAGAUCUGAUCGGAUCAUCAUAUCUUUUCUGUUGCUUAUGCCUUGUCAUGUUACUUGAUAAUAUUUGAUUGGUAUUUGUGGGAUUGCUGAUGUUUUCAUACCUAGUAUUUUGCACUUUCAAGCUGAAAACGGGUGGCCCACUUUACCAUUAAAAUUCCCCUGCCCUCAUUUCAUUCCUCCUCCUUCCCCUGGCCUCAUGGUGAGUAAGCCUCAGUGGGGAAUUCCUGUGUGCUAAUUGGAUUACAGCGCAAGACAGACUUUCACUGAGCCCUGUUGGAGCUUCCUACUGACAAGGUUACAGCUGACGUGAUACACCAAAUUAUGGAUCAGCAGACCUGAACUGCUGAUUAUCAUAUCAUCUGUUGCAUUAUAUUCAGUCCAUGUUAUUCUUCACCAUGUCCUCUUUGCCUUAGAGACCUGAGUGCACUGAGAUAAGGCGGCGUUACGUCCUGUCAGUCUGGAGACUGAGACGUUGCACAGGGAAGUUCCACAUGUUGCACAUCUGGCUAGAUAGAUUAAUUUGAGCCAUGGAUAAAAUGCAUCUUUUUAAUUAUAUUAGAGGGACAAAAAGUCACUUUUAAUUGAAGUGCAAUAUUUUUUAACUACAGCCUAUGGGGGAGUUAAGGAAACUUGACCCAUGCCCUGCGUGGCCGCCUUAAAAACUUGACCCACGCUCAAGUUGCUGAUGUCGACUACCCAGAGCACAAUCACUGAGUUAAACGAUUAGCCCUCUUCUGGCUAUGUAGCAAGUGUUUUUUUUUGUUUGUUUUUUUAUUUCUACAAAAUCCUGUAUAGUUAUAAAUAAGAAUUACCUUUACAUAAUUUUGCUGUCCUUGAGCCACAUGAACAUAUGAAAGGUGUCAAAAGGGCCCAUUUGUAGCUUGAAUUAACAUGUGAUCUGAUCAGUUACAAAGCACUGUUAAAUCAAAAAGUGUAAAUGCACACAGAAUGCUUUAUGAUCAGUAUAUGAUUAGAUCAGUCAGACCAGGGGUGUCAAAACUCCGGCCCCAGAGCAGACAGAUGUUAACUUCCCAGCGAAUUCCCUUUUGUAUGAUAGGUGCCCCACAAGCCAACACAUUGCAGUUGUUCUUUUCACCUGAUGGUGACAGCAGACUGUGUUAAUACAGCUAGCUAAAUUGCAAGAGCCUGCAAAUUAAUUUACUGAAAAAUAUUUAGUCAAAAGCACAACGUUAACAGUGAGAAGGGGCGAUUUCAAAACAGCUGGAAACAAGAAUACGUUUUUCAUUCAGAGCCACAGCAAAUGUGCAUGCCUCAUAUGUCAAAAGUCUGUUGUGGUAAUUUAAUAUCAUGAGACGUUAUGAAACAAAUAAUGAGGAUGAGAAAGCAGAGAACUUGAAGCAGCUGGAAGCUAUCCUGGCAAAAACAGCAUUUUAUCAGAGGGUACAGUACAGACCAUUACUAGAGCUAAUAAGUGGCACUGCUUCUAACCAUUAAGCAUGGAAUACCUUUCGUGAAUCCUUAAGAGUCCUUAACUAAAGUGGUCAAAGUCAUUUCCCCCAAAAAGAAGCACAAAUUUAUGAAUAUCAUCUUGUGUCUUACAACUACAGCGGUCAGUUGAUACCCUGCUGCAGUUAUUCCACUUAAAUUAAAUUCACUAUAUUUGAGCACUAAAAUAAUAUUUUGGUGACUGCCCUCAAGUAUCUUGAUGUGGUCUUAUCUGGAAAAUACACAAUUUAAAAAUGUUUGGACACCCCUGAGUCAGACAUUUCAGCAGGUAUAAAUAAAAUCUGUAUAGUCUGUUUGCAUUAUGCUGGCACUGCCACUAUGCUGGCACAACUUUGUUGUGAAAUCCACCACAAAUAAUUCACAGUCGCCAGAAACAAGGCCUGGGGUUGUUUAUAUUGCCAACUUACAGACCGUCAGUGAUGACACCUUCCAGCAUAAUUUCUACUAGCUUGCAUGGAAUAUUUGCAAAAUGAAGAGGGAAUUUUAAGAAAUAAAGUGCGAGACUGAAUGGUUCGUUAUCCAGAUCUCGAUUUACAGAUGUUAAUGCACAUGUUAAUGUGAGAUACAAAUGGAGCCAAAGAGAAAAUAUGCACAAACACUCAAAGAAGAAUGUUUGCAGUGUCGGGAGUCCUGAGUGCAAUUAGAGAUCCUCUACAUCUGCGUGGCAUCGUUCCACGAGGAGAUCUGCUCCUGCAUCUAGUUUUGAUGGAGAAGUAGUGCAAGCUUCAGUAUACAUACCUGUGAAAAUGCCACAGUAACAAUGUGGCAGAAUCCUACAUGUCCUACACUGGCCCAGCAAGACUUAAGCUAUGACCACCUCCUACAGUUUGAUAAAACACACAGCCAACUCUUAAGCUGCUGACAUUGAAGUACACACAUCUGAUAGAGGGUAGAACAUGUGAUCUAGAGAUGUAGCUUAGUCAGUUUUCUAAUUCUCAGAUAAAAUCUAGUGCAAGCAACUUCUCAACAGAAUUCACUAGAAUAAUUGAGUCUGUGCUUAAGCUGUGUCUGGAAAAUCCCAGUAUAUUUUUCAGUGGCAAACUUGAAUAAUGUGUUUUAAACAUACUCAAGAACAUGCUGGUAAGGAAGUACAUUCUUGGUCAUUUAACCACAAACCUACAGAGUAGUAAUUAUGUAAUGCAUGGUCUAUGGGAUGCAUCUUCUAGUCAAGCCUCCAUGAUCCCAAGUUGAUCAGAAUGUGUAGACCAGACUGAGACGUGAUCUCUGCAAGAGGAGCUCAAAUAGCUCAAAUCAGCUCAAAUACACCUGGUCUCCUGAAGGAUGGACUCUACAGGUUUUUUUUUUUUUUUUUUUUUUUUGUGAAUCAUGUGUGCAGUUACAUGCAGUGCAAACAGCUUUAGUAGCAAUAUAUUUUUUAUUUCCGAGUGUGUGAAACUUAAGCUCUAGAUCUAACACUGUAUCUAUGCUAUCUACAAAUAUGUAAAUGGGUUGGGCUCCCAAACGAAAUGAAGACGGGAUUGUUACACGGAUGUUGUGUACUUUUUACAUACCCCCUCUCAGUGAUUUGUAUCAGUGUGCAUAUUAUAAUGAUAUUAUAUGUUCUCAUUUGUAUGUCACAAAAGCCUUUUUAUAAAACGUAUUAUAUUAAUUAAGCUA